Molecule: messenger RNA, 1242 nt
Organism: Prunus armeniaca (apricot)
Lineage: Eukaryota; Viridiplantae; Streptophyta; Magnoliopsida; Rosales; Rosaceae
Source: the annotation of a GenBank genome assembly
AUGGGAGAAGCUCAAACUGGAUGGAUGUUCGAUGUGUUCGUUAGUUUCAGAACUGAAGACACUGGCAAUAACUUCACUGAUCAUCUAUACACUGCUCUGGAUCAAAAGGGAAUUGUCACCUUCAGACACGACGCACUUGAGAGAGGAAAACCCAUUUCCACAGAAAUUCAGAAAUCGAUCAGAGAAUCGAGGUUUUCGAUCGUUGUCUUCUCAAGAAGCUAUGCUUGUUCAAAUCGGUGCUUGGAUGAGCUUGUGGGGAUCCUUGAGUGCAUGAAAUCAAAGGGUCAGACCGUUUUCCCAGUUUUCUAUGACGUGGAUCCAUCUGAUGUGCGCAAACAGAGGGGUUGUUUUGAGAAAGCCUUUUGCGAACAUAAGCAAUAUUUCAUGGACAAGGUGGAGAGCUGGAGGGCUGCACUGGAAGCGACAGCUAAUCUCUCUGGAUGGGAUUUGAAGAACAAGUCUGAGGCAAAAGUUAUCCAAGAGAUUGCUGAAAAGAUAUUCAAUCAAUUGAGCCAAGAGGUUUCAAGUGUGCCCAAGGAUUUAGUUGGAAUAGAUUCCCUCGUCAAGGAAAUGAAUAUGUACUUAGAUAAGGGGGUGGAUGAUGUUCGCAUUACAGGAAUCUGUGGGGAGAAAGGAAUAGGCAAGACAACUAUUGCUCAAGCUGUUUUUGACAGUCUGUCUGUCAAAUUUGAUGGUAGCAGCUUUCUUGCCAACAUAACAGAAGUUUCUGAAAAACAAGGCCUAGUUCCAUUACAGGAACAACUUAUUUCAGAAAUCCUCAUGGCAAGGAAUAUGAAGAUAAGGAAUGUUCAUAGAGGCGUCAAUACAAUCAGAAACAGCCUAUGCCGUAAAAAGAUUCUUCUUGUUCUCGAUGGCGUGGAUCGAUUAGAACAACUAGAAAACUUAGGUGGAAACCGUGAUUGGUUUGGUGCGGGAAGUAGAAUCAUAAUAACAACCAGGGACGAAAACUUGCUGAGCAGAUAUAGAGUGGACAGAAUAUACAGAGCAGCGAAGUUGAAUCAUGAUGAUGCUCUUCUGCUCUUUUGCUGGAAAGCCUUUAAGCAAGGCCGUCCCCCAGAGGAUUAUGCAGGACUAUGCAACCUUGUUUUAGAUCAUGCUAAGGGCGUCCCUUCAGCACUUGAAGCUUUGGGGUCGUUCUUGUUUGGUAGGAGUUUGCCCGAAUGGCAAGGUGCCGUGCAUAGACUAGCUCAAGUUCCUUGCACGUGGGAUUACUUAAAAUGA